Messenger RNA from Auxenochlorella protothecoides, 2463 nucleotides. RefSeq lists its product as hypothetical. The transcript is spliced from 15 exons. NCBI's taxonomy places the organism in Eukaryota, Viridiplantae, Chlorophyta, Trebouxiophyceae, Chlorellales, Chlorellaceae. The record is from RefSeq and is a predicted model, not a curated record. Bases 1 to 2463 code for a protein of 820 amino acids.
AUGGACGUUCGUCACGGGCGUGGGGAGGCCAGUCCCGGCAACCCCAGCCCGGGAGGCGGGCUCCUGCCCGACAGCCGCAAGAUCAGGAAGGAGGUCCAGGCCUUUGUGUCCUCCCUCCCCCUCACAGCCAUCAAGAAUGCCCAAGACUCCAGCGAGCUGGCGAGCGCUGUGUCGUCUCGCCUGUACCGCUCGGAGCUUGGGCGCAUGGAGGCCCAGUCCCAGCUGGAGGACUGCCCCUGGAACGGCGUGGCGCAGCCGGGGACGAAGAUCGCCGCCCUGGAGAAGGUGGUGGACGCGAUGCGGGGGGCGGCGAGCCCCAGCGCCAUCCCCGCCCCACCGCCCCCGCCCGCGCGAGGAGGUUGCGCCGGCGCUGAGCCAGGGGACCUGGGCCAGGCGCUGGCAGCGCGCCAGGCGCACCUGCUGCGCUGCCGCGCCGGCGGGGCGUCCCUGGCGUCCUCGGCGGAGGGCAGCGUCGCCUCGCGUGCCGAAGGCGGCGAUGGAGAGGAGGAGGGCGGCACAAUGUACGACGCGGAGGCGCGCGUAAGGGACGCUGAGGAAAGGACGCGCGCGGCUGAGGCCCAGCUGGAGGCCGCGAUGGGGGAGGUCGCGCGGCUGCAGGCUCUUGCUGGAGAAGUUGGCGUGGCGCAGGCCCGGGAAAGAGCGGCGGUGGAGAGGCUGGAGGCCUGCCAGCAUGAGCUGGAGGCGUGCAGGCACGAACUCGAUGCAAGCAGGGAGGGUGCCCGCGAGAGGGGGGCAGCCCACGCCCAGGAGACUCAGGAAUUGCAGGCUCGGCUGGAGAGGGAGACACGGGAGCUGGUGGCCACCCAGGCGCUGCUCAUGGCAAGGGCGGGAGGCGAGUCGGGGGGCAGCGCCACCUCCUCCCCACCCGGAGCCCGGCUCAGCCACCUGCGCGCGAGCGGCGAGGACAUGUCGUCGAACAGUGGCAGCGGCGGCAUGCAGGAGGCCCUGGCCUCCUAUGAACAAGCGCUGCAGUCUGAAAAGGCGGCCACGGCCAAGGCCCUGGAGGAGCUGCAGGCCAGACACGAGGAGGAGCUGGCGGCUCUGAGGCUGGAGCAGGAGCAGAGGCUGCAGGAGGUGGAGCUCGGGUACCUCGCGGAGCUGGAAGAGGCGCAGGGCCUGCAGCAGCAGCGAGAUCUGGCGCAGCUGAAGGAGGAGCACGCCGCGCAGCUGUCGGCCCAGCGCGCAAAGCAUGCCGCUCAGGUGUCGGAGCUGGAGGCGGCGCUGACCGCGCUGCGCAGCCAGGUGGAGGCGCUGGUGGCCUCCGACCGGGGCAGAGGGGCGGGCGGGGAGCGUGCGUCCGCGGCGGCCACCACCCCGCGAGCCUCGCAGCACACCGCCGGCGCCGAGUCGCUGCGCCUGCCCGGCGGCAGCUGGAGGGGGGCCGCCCUCGCGGAGUGCCAGGAUAUGGUGGAUGAGCUGCAGGCCUUUGCGGAGCAGAAGAAGGCCGAGGCAGCCCAGCUGGCAGAGGCCCUCGAGGGCGCCAACGCGGGCCAGCGCGAGCUGGGCUCCCGCCUGCGCGCCAGCGAAGCGCUGUUGGCGGAGGCCCAGGCCGCCGCUGCCGCCGCCGCGUCGCGGGUGGAACGCGCGGAACGCCGCGCCGCGGCGCUGGGCGAGGAGCUGGCGGCGCUGCGCCAGAUGCACGACGCGCUGCAGUCGGAGCACACGGGGGCCUGCGGCCAGCUGGCCGCCACGCAGACGGGGCACGAGCUCGCCAUGCGCCAGAUCGCCGACCUGGCCGCGCAGCUGGCCACCGCGCGGGCCGAGGCGGCGAGCGCGGCCGCGGAGACCGCGCGGGCGGGCGAGCCGCGCGCUCGGCCGUCGAGGCAGGACGGGGAGCUGGCCGACUACCUGCACUUCCCCUCACCGAGCGUGGAUGGCACGCCGCGGGCGCCGGGGUCCCUGACCCCGGCCUGCGAAACCCCCCACUCCGCCAUGAGCCAGGAGACAUCCUGGUCCGACACGGUGGUGGAGCUGGCGCCCAGCGCCAUGCAGCGCAAGAAGUCCAAGGGCGCGCUGCACAAGCUGGCCAAGAUGCUGCGUGGCGGCGGCCGCUCCAAGAAAGCCAAGGAGGCUGCGGCGGCCGCGGCGGCUGCGGGCCCCACGCUGCACCGCCUGUCCAACGGCCAGACCGACGCCGACCCGGUGGAGGGCGCAGGCGAGUCGCGGGACGCCUCGCCGAUUCAGCCGCCGACGCGCGGUCUGGCGCUGAAGCGCGCGCCGCCGCUGCUGCGCACCGACGCGCCGCUGGUGGAGGAGGCGGAGCUGUCGGCGCGCCUGCAGGCCUGGCACAAGGGCCAGGGCUGGCAGGCGGCGCCGCUGGGCGACAGCUGGCAGCUGGCGGCGGGGCGGGAGUCGGUGGAGGACCUGGCGGAGGAGCGCGCGCAGCGCUACAGCAGCGUGCACAGCAACGCGCUGUACAUCCGGGCAGACCCGGGUCGGUGA